Messenger RNA from Eublepharis macularius, 4084 nucleotides. RefSeq names its product C-type lectin domain containing 16A (gene CLEC16A). The transcript has 23 exons. Lineage: Eukaryota; Metazoa; Chordata; Lepidosauria; Squamata; Eublepharidae. Bases 162 to 3242 code for a protein of 1026 amino acids. Gene Ontology annotation, cellular component: late endosome; endolysosome membrane. Gene Ontology annotation, biological process: endosome to lysosome transport; endosomal transport; regulation of autophagosome maturation. The record is from RefSeq and is a predicted model, not a curated record.
GGCUGGGCUCAGCUGUGUGGUGGCCGAAUGUCAGUCCAGGGCCGGCGGCGUCGGGCGCCUUUUCCAUCCUGAAUCCAUGGCGGAGGGGGCGCGGAGAGGGCCCAGGCCGUAACCGGAGCCUGAGGCCCGGGCUAUUCAGUUCCCCGAAGGAAGCCGCCGGGAUGUUCGGCCGGUCGCGCAGCUGGGGCGGCGGCGGGCACGGCAGCGCUGUCCGCAACGUCCGCUCCCUCGACAACCUCAAGUACAUGUAUCACAUUCUGACCAAAAAUACCACUGUGACUGAGCACAACCGCAACCUGUUGGUGGAGACGAUUCGUACUAUAACAGAAAUCCUUAUAUGGGGAGAUCAAAAUGACAGUUCAGUGUUUGAUUUUUUCCUGGAGAAGAACAUGUUUGUGUUCUUUCUGAACAUCCUGCGUCAGAAGUCCGGCCGUUACGUAUGUGUGCAGCUUCUGCAGACACUGAACAUCCUCUUUGAGAACAUUAGCCAUGAGACGUCUCUCUAUUACCUGCUCUCUAACAACUACGUGAAUUCUAUCAUUGUGCAUAAAUUUGACUUCUCUGAUGAAGAGAUCAUGGCAUACUACAUAUCGUUCUUGAAAACCCUCUCUCUGAAACUCAACAACCACACCGUUCAUUUUUUUUAUAACGAGCAUACGAAUGAUUUUGCCUUGUACACAGAGGCCAUUAAAUUUUUCAACCAUCCCGAAAGCAUGGUCAGGAUUGCUGUUAGAACGAUAACUUUGAAUGUUUACAAAGUGGACAACCAACCAAUGCUUCACUACAUUCGAGAUAAAACGGCUGUCCCUUACUUCUCCAAUCUUGUCUGGUUUAUCGGGAGUCACGUGAUAGAACUGGAUAACUGUGUGCAAACCGACGAAGAGCACAGAAACCGGGGGAAGCUGAGUGACCUGGUAGCUGAGCACCUUGACCAUCUCCAUUACCUGAAUGAUAUUCUUAUUAUCAACUGUGAAUUCCUAAAUGAUGUGCUGACUGACCACUUACUGAACAGCCUAUUUCUACCACUCUAUGUGUAUUCCUUAGUCAACCAAGACAAGGGCGGGGAACGUCCGAAAAUAAGUCUCCAGGUUUCCUUGUACCUCUUGUCGCAGGUUUUCUUAAUUAUACAUUAUGCGCCCCUGGUGAAUUCCUUAACUGAAGUCAUUCUGAAUGGAGACCUGUCAAUGUUUUCGGCAAAAGUGGAGCAAGAUGUCCAGAAAAGCGCAACCAAGCCCAGCAUCCGAUGCUUCAUUAAACCUUCUGAGACAUUGGAGCGAUCUUUGGAAAUCAAUAAGCAUAAGGGACGGAAGAGGCUACAGAAAAGGCCGAAUUACAAAAAUGUUGAAGAGGAUGAGGAAGAAGAGAAGGGGCCUGAGGAAGGCCAAGAAGGCACGGAGGGUCCUUCUAAAGGUAUCAAGCCGAGCAGGGAGAACGAAGAAAUCGAGAUGGUGAUCAUGGAACGGUGCAAACUGUCUUCUGUGAUAGAACAGAACAUAACGGAUGAAGAAAAGACAGCAGCUGCUUCCGGUGCCCAGAUGUCAAACUGGAACAGGCCUUUUCUGGAGCUGGUGUACAAAGCCCUGGACUGUGCUGAGGACGAUUACUACGCGCUGUUUGUGCUGUGCCUUUUGUAUGCCAUGUCUCAUAACAAAGGAAUGGAGCAGGAGACGCUGGAGAGGAUUCAGCUUUCGGCUCAGGAUGCAGAGGAGAAAAACACCUACAACCCUGUUUUUGCAGAAAGGCUCAUCAGGAUAAUGAACUUCGCAGCUCAGCCAGAUGGCAGAAUCCGUUUAGCUACCUUGGAGCUUGGCUGCUUGCUGCUGAAACAGCUGGUGUUGUCCAAACAUGGUAGUAUUAUAAAAGAUGUUCACCUUGCCUGUCUGGAAGGUGCAAGAGAAGAAAGUGUCCACCUGCUGCGGCGUUUUUAUAAGGGAGAAGAAAUUUUUCUGGAUAUGUUUGAAGAUGAAUAUAGGAGUAUGACGCUGAAGCCCAUGAAUGUGGAGUACCUGAUGAUGGAUGCUUCCAUCCUGCUUCCGCCUACGGGGACACCACUAACUGGGAUCGAUUUUGUAAAGAGACUACCGUGCGGAGAUGUGGAAAGGACACGCAAGGCCAUCAGAGUCUUUUUCAUGCUUCGUUCCCUGUCACUGCAACUCCGGGAGGAGCCAGAGACGCAGUUGCCCUUGACGCGGGAGGAGGACCUGAUUAAGACCGAAGAUGUCCUGGACUUGAAUAACAGCGAUUUAAUUGCCUGCACUGUCAUCACGAAAGAUGCCGGUCAAGUCCAGCGCUUUCUGGCAGUAGAUAUUUACCAGAUGAGUUUGGUGGAGCCAGAGGUUGCCCGCUUAGGCUGGGGAGUGGUUAAAUUUGCAGGCCUUCUCCAGGACAUGCAGGUGACCGGAGUUGAAGACGACAGCCGGGCCCUUAACAUCGUCAUCCACAAGCCAGCUUCCAGCCCCCACUCCAAGCCCUUCCCCAUCCUUCAGGCCACCUUCGUUUUUUCUGACCACAUUCGCUGCAUCAUUGCAAAGCAGCGCCUGGCAAAGGGCCGCAUCCAAGCUCGGCGCAUGAAGAUGCAGAGGAUAGCAGCUCUCCUGGACCUUCCCGUCCAGCCUUCCAAUGAAGUGAUGGGGUUUGGACACAGCUCAACUGCCACGGCUCAGCACCUGCCCUUCAGGUUUUACGACCAGGCAAGGCGUAGCAGCUGCGACCCGGCUGUCCAGCGCUCUGUGUUUGCAUCUGUCGACAAGGUCCCAGGUUUUGCUGUUGCUCAGUGCACCAACCAGCAUGGCUCCUCUCCACUUUCUUCACCAUCUCCUCCGUCUAGCGGGAGCACCGGGCACUGUGACUCAGCUGCUGCCAGCUCCACGUCCACGCCUUCAGUGGUCCAGAGCCCAUCAGAUGACCCAGCAGCUCUGGAGCACCCUCAGAUGCCGUCCUUCGGUCUGUGGGCAGUAGCAGAUGACACUUCCGUAUCUCUCUCGAGACCCAGCAAGAACUCUGGAAGGAACGCCGACGUGGAAACGGCAAACUUAUCUCCCAGCUUGAUUCCUGCUCAGCAGCCCACAAUCUCCCUCAUCUCCACCGACACCACCGAUGCCCUGAGUGUGGAGUCACUGACGCUGGUCCCGCCAGUCGACACGGACAGUAUUCUCGCCGUUGGCUGCGUUCUGCCACCAGCUGCUGAGACGAAUGUUUGCACAGAGGCGGAGGGAAGCAGUCAUUCAGAUCAUGAGCAGUGACAGAGAUGCAAAGCAAACUCUUGCUGCUUUCUCCUGAGAGGCUGUGGGAACACGAAGCCCAUUAAUGAACCCGUAGUAACAUCCCACAAUCCUGUUAUCAGAGUCUUUUUUUCAAAGGAUUAAGAUUCUGCAUUUAAUUUUAAGAGGAGAGAGAAAUCUCUUGUAAACCUAGAGCUAAGUAUUGGACACCAGUGGUGAUGAAAAAGGGGUGAGGUGGGGGACAGAAUAGUAGGGGAGCUGGUAUUAGUGAUUUGGAGGACCUGCGGGUAUAUCUUUUCACGCUUUUAAAAAGCCACUAAUACGAAAGCCACUCAUUUGAACCCCGUUAUCAGGAAAAGCUACGACUGCAGCAAAAUUCAGAAAAUUUGAGAGAGACAUUUUGCUUUCUGUUCAGAAUUAUUUUUCUGUGUGGUGGAGGUUAGGGGCACCAACUGCUGGUAGAUUUGCCUGGAGGAAAGGCUGCCGAACUCCAGGGCACCUUGGAGGCAAUUUCCCCACCUGAACAAACCUCCUCUCUCUUCGUCCAGCCUCAUUCUGUUUUGAUUUAUUUUUGAAGGCAUGAGUAGUCUGUGCAAACCCCAGACCUACCAGCUGCUUGUAUUUAUACCGCUGUAGUCUUUAGGAUUUGGAUGUGUGUAUUCUCUCUCUCUCUCUCUGUGUGUAUUAUUUUAACCUGAGGUUGUAUGCACAUCUGUUAUGGGUGGGAGUUUGCAGAGCGAGGAGGGGGGGGAGCCUGUUCUUUAGCAUCUCUCAAGGGCUUAUUUGGAGGAAUACAUGGGAAAUCUUUGGCAGAGUUUUUGUGUAAAGGAUUUCAGAGGAAUGUAAACUAUUUUAACAUACUG